AGAUGGCGGCAAGAAGGAUAACGACGCACCUUGUCAAAUUCACGUCCCAAUCACAAGAUCUCGCGAUGGCACGACGCGUUUGCCGAGGGAGGCGCUAGCUGUUGCCAUGAGGCCUGUUGAGGCUGUAAGCCGGUUGUUCCAUUCUAGCCCCGCGGCUUUGAGGGGCAGUUUGAGAUGGGCACCCCGAAUUUUGGCGGCCAAGCCCGCCACUGCGAUCCGAGGCCGACCGCCUCCAGGCGUUGUUCCGUUGGCCAGGCUAUCAGAUGGGCCUGGUCUCCGGGAGUUCCUUCGGUCGUCGGCCGGGAGUGGGGCAACGGUGACAGUAAAAUGUCCUGAAGAAGAGUCGCCGCCCCCCUACCUGAACGGGGAGCCGGAGCCCGCUGGCGGUAGAACCGUUUACUUUGAAACCUAUGGGUGUCAAAUGAAUGUAAGCGACACAGAAAUUGCUUGGUCUAUCCUCCAGAAAAAUGGCUAUAAGAAAGUCAACAGCUGUGCAGAGGCUGAUGUGAUUUUACUUGUAACUUGUUCAAUCAGAGAGAAGGCAGAACAGACCAUCUGGAACAGGCUGAAACAGCUUACUGCACUGAAAUCCAAGCGAGCAAAAUCUCGAGUUCCACUUAAAAUAGGAAUCUUAGGUUGCAUGGCUGAGAGACUGAAAGAGGAAAUCCUGGAAAAAGAAAAGCUUGUUGAUGUUCUUGCUGGGCCAGAUUCAUACCGUGAUCUUCCCAGACUUCUAACAGUCGCUGAAACAGGUCAAAAGGGUGUGAAUGUUUUAUUGUCACUGGAUGAGACCUAUGCAGAUGUCAUGCCGGUUCACAUCAAUUCCCAGACAAAAACUGCAUUUAUUUCUAUCAUGCGGGGAUGCAACAACAUGUGCAGUUAUUGCAUUGUUCCUUUCACACGCGGGCGAGAGAGAAGCAGACCAAUUUCUUCUAUUUUACAAGAAGUCAAACUCCUUUCAGACCAGGGCGUAAAGGAGAUUACACUACUGGGUCAGAAUGUCAACAGUUACUGUGAUACAUCUGAGAUUCAAUUUCUCACAAGGGAACCAACACACCUGAGCCGAGGGUUUAGUACUAUUUACAGGAAUAAACUAGGUGGCUUGCGUUUUGCCAGCUUAUUGGAUCAGGUUUCAAGGAUUGAUCCUGAGAUGAGAAUCCGUUUCACAUCACCUCACCCCAAGGAUUUCCCAGAUGAGGUCUUGCAACUUAUCCAGGAGAGACCCAACAUUUGCAAACAUAUCCAUUUGCCAGCACAAAGUGGGAGCACAGCUAUACUUAAAGCAAUGAGAAGAGGGUAUACAAGAGAAGCAUAUUUGGAACUAGUUGAACACAUACGCAAUAUCAUCCCAGGUGUAAGCUUAAGUAGCGAUUUCAUUGCUGGAUUUUGUGGUGAGACGGAAGACGAUCACUUUCAGACCAUAUCUCUUCUUCGAAAGGUCCAAUAUAAUGUGGGAUAUCUUUUUGCUUACAGCAUGAGAAAGAAGACGCAUGCCUACCAUAGACUGAAGGACAGUGUUCCUGCUAUUGUAAAGCAACGUCGAUUGAAAGAGCUCAUUACUGUAUUCCGAGAGGAGGCAACUAAACUCAACACUGAACUCGUUGGAACUGAACAGGUUGUGCUGGUAGAAGGGGCUAGUAAACGAUCCAAUGUAGAAUUGUGUGGACGAAAUGAUGGUAACAUAAAAGUAAUAUUUCCCAGUUUGGCAAUACCAUGUGAUAGGUCAUCAGACCUGUGUGCUUCUAUCAGACCUGGGGACUAUGUAUCAGUGCAAAUAACAUCAGUCAGUUCUCAAAGUUUAAAGGGUAUUCCCAUUUGCCAUAAAACCUUGAGUAAAUCUGCAGAAGUGACAUCCCAACAAUUUGCAGACUGUCUAAUGAAAAAUAGUGUUCAGCGGGAAAAGUGCUGAAAUGAGUUUUAUGAGAUGAAGAAUGAUUGGAGAAAGUAUAAAGUUAUGGUUCACCAGAAAACUCUGCUGAGGGUAAUAAAGUGGAGCUUUUGCAAUUUUCAUCAGAGGAAGUACACAUAACGUGGAGUUCAAAAUUCAUAUAUCUGCAUGUUUUUGUUCAAAUAUGUUUGCUUACAUAUAUAAAAUUUGGGAUCAAAUUUGUGAUUGAACCUAAAAUAUUGCUACAAAGUAAACUAUCCUGGUAAUUUGUGAUGAAGUAAACAUUCUAAAUCUAUUCUUGGCAUCCAGCUUUCUUUGAAGUUCCUCAUACACUGGACAUGCAUUUAAAACCAAUAUUGGGCAAAAGAACAUGUUAGAAGAAAAUCUCACAAACCUGCGCAGCUGAUCAUGUGUUAAUUGAACCAAGAUCUCCCUGUUACAGCACUCAGUCAACUUAAAUGUUCUUAGGAUGGUACUCUGUCCUGUGACAGAAGCCAGUGUUUUAGGUGUGUACUCAGACCCCGCAGGGGCUGAUUCAUUACAACACAGUUACUCAAUUCUUUAUUGAAAUUUUUAAAAAUGACAAAAAUUCUUUCUAAACAACAUCUAAAACUUAUCUAGAGUGGCCACCAUUACAUAAACAUUCAAUCAGCCAAUGAGAGCACUUUACAUAUGUGCUGAGCCACUCACAGCCAAUAGCGUAUUAGUUCACGCUCUUGUCUCCCCCACGUGUGUAAACGUUCUUGUUCCCUCACCAAUUUAUUCCAUUUUUUUCACACAUAAUGUCUGGAAAAUGGCCUGCAACUUCCAGUGAGGGUAAUACAUCUAAGGUGUCUAGGAAAAGCAUUAGCAUAGAUGUGAAACUGCAUUCUCAGGGUGAGAGCUUUAAUAAGACCUUUGAGAAUUGGUAGUGCAACGCAUGCUGGGUGAAUCAAAAUAUAAUACAUAUUCUUGGUUUGAUUUUUUAAAAAUCAGGUACAUGUGUAUUUACAUAAUGUUAUAAUGACCCCGCAUAGCACUCCAACUCCAAGGAUCACAUCCUUAGCGGUAAGCAGGAUCUGAGUGUACUGACUUCAGUAUCCUGGUGGAAAUAUAGAAAGGUGCGAAAAAUUCAUGUUCGCUAGAGGGGGUUGUGGCAUUCCCAACACCAACUCUGCUACCAUGGAGAUGUAACUCUGCCGGAAGGCGGCUGUUGCCAUCAGUGUCGGAGUCGUGCAGCAAGAAAUUCAGUGAUUUCACUCAUUUUGUGAAGUUUACUGUGGAAGUUAUUAAGCAUUUGCAGAACUAUGUGCAUGCAUUAAGAUAGGUGCAAGUAUAAGAUUCUACAACACUAUUCAAAGAAGCACAAUUAUAUGAAUAUUUACAUUUCAAACAACAUCAUCGAAGAAGAUAAUAAGCUUAUCUUACUUGAUGUACUGUGUACAUAGUUAAAAUUAAAGAUCAUUGAAAUGGAAAAUGUUGUCUCUAAAUGAAUGUUGUCUGACCAGCUAAGCAUUUUCUUAAGCUGUUCCCAUGUAAAUCAGCCUUGGUCUCAGACUCCACACAGCGGUGUGAGUUGAUCUGCUGCUGUGUUAGAGUUGCUGUCACAUUUGCUCCAUUACAGGACUCCAGCAAAGCCCUAUGAUCUUGAGUCUCCCCAAAUAUUGCACUGAAGAACGUAAUCUCCAUCCCCCAAACCCAUGGCAGUCCGAUCUGAUGUAAAAUGGUCGUUCCUAUCUAUGUAAAUAAAAAAACAUUAAAGUCGAAGAUUAGGAGGGGGUUUUAUUUUAAAAGUUUUGUUUUAAUGUGUAUUUUUAUUUUAGUUGCUUUUUUUGAGAAAUCUGUAGUUUUUAAUCAACGUACACCGAUGAAAAGGACAUGGAGAUACUGAAAUCGAGGUGAGGCAAGGUCUGAGACAAGCAUAACGUGUUUUGUUAUUCAGGUAUGCUCUAAGGAACAAUCCAGGAAAUUAUGGCCUCAUCAGUUUUAGGAAAGCUAUCAGGAUUAUUGGGGUAACAAGAGAAGAUCUGCAGAUGCUGGAAAUCCAAGCAACUCAAGCAAAAUGCUGGAGGAACUCAACAGGCCAGUCAGCAUCUAUGGAAAAAGUACAGUCAAUGUUUCUGGCCAAGGAAGCAGGAAGAGGUGUAGAUUUAAAAGGUGGGGGAGUGGAGAGAGAAACUCAAGCUGAUAGAUAAAACUGGGAGAGAGAGAGAGAGAUAAAGAGCUGGGAAGUUGAUUGUUGGAAGAGAUACAGAACUGAAGAAGGGGGUGUCUGAUAGAAGAGGACAGAAGGACAUGGAAAAGAGAAUGGGUGGGAGGAGCACCAGAGGGAGGUGACCGGCAAACAAAGAGAUAAGGUGAGAGAGGGAAAGGCUGGGGGGGCUGGUUCAUUACCGUAAGUUCGAGAAAUCGAUGUUCAUGCCAUAAGGUUGGAGGCUACCCAGAGGGAAUAUAAGGUGUUCCCCCAACCAGAGUUUUGCCUUUUGACAACAGUAGAGGAGACCAUGAAUUGACAUAUCGGAAUGGGGGUAGGAAGUGGAAUUAAAAUGGGUGGUCACUAGGAGAUCCUUGAGAGGGUCGGAUUUAUGAACACUUUGGAAAGAUAUCUGAAAAGGAACAGUAUGGCUUUGUGAAGGACAGAUCAUGACAUUUGACUGAACUUUUUUGAAGUGAUGAACUUGCUUGAUAAGGGUAUGGCAAUGGAUGUUAACUACUUGGAUUUUAAAAAAGCAUUCAGCAAGAUCUCCUAGCAGGCUGAUCAGAAACUUAAGAUACAUGGCCUACAGGUAUUAUGGUAGUAGAAUGGAUUUAAAACUGAUUUUCUGAAGAAAAUAAAGGGUAGUGGUGGAAAUGUAUUAUUCUAACUGUAGGUCUGUGACCAGUAGUGCUCUGCAGGGAUCAUUGCUGCAACUUCUGACUUGGAUGAAAAUGUGGAUAGUCUGAUUAGUAAAUUGGCAGGCACAAAAAUUAGUGGAAUGGUAGAUAGCGAAAAAUAUUGUAAAAUGAUACAACUGAAUAGAUACUUAGUGGUCAGUUUAUUAGGUACACCUGUACACCAUUAAUGCAAAUGCCUGAUCAGCCAAUUGUGUCGCAGCAACUCAAUGCUUAAAAGCAUGCAGACAUAGUCAAGAAGUUCAGUUGUUCAGACCAUUCAGCAGAAUGGGCAAGAAAUAUGAUCUAAGUGAAUUUGACCAUGGAAUAAUUGUCAGUGCCAGAUGAGGUGGUUUGAGUAUCUCAGAAACUGCUGGUCUCCUGGGAUUUUUCACACAACGGUCCCUAGCGUUUACAGAAAAUGCUGCCAAAAUAAUCAAACAUCCAGUGAGAAGCAGCUGUUCUGUGAGCAAAGAUGCCUUGUUAAUGAGAGAGGUCAGAGGAGAAUGACCAGACUGGUUCAAGCUGACAGGAGUGCGAAAGGAACUCAACCAAGCAUUUCAACAGCGAUGUGCAGAAAAGAAUCUCUGAACACACAUGUUGAAUGUUGAAGUGGAUGGGCUAGAGUAGCAGAAGACCAUGAAUAUACACUGAAUAGUCUCUAUUAGGUACAGGAAGUAUCUAAUAAAGUGACCAUUGGACACUUUGCAAGGUCAAAAUAUAAGGGGAAUGUACACCUAUAUGGCAGGACACUUAAGAACACUGAUGUAUAGAGUGAUCUUCAGGUCCAAGUCCAUACCUCUCUGAAAGUGGCAACACAGUGGAUAUUUUGGUAAAUAAGGUGUAUGGUACAUUUUUGUUGGUCAGGGAAUUGAAUUUGAAUCAGGAAGCUAUAUUGCAGCUGUGUAAAACUUGAAUCUGCAUUUGAAAUAUUGUGUCCAGUCUGUUUAGAAAAGAUGUGAAGGCUUUGGAGAGCGUACAAAAGAGAUUCAACAGGAUUCUUCUUGGAUUAUAGUAUUAGCUAUAAAGGGAGGUUGAACAGACUUGGAUUGUUUUCUCUGAAGGUCUGAUGGAAGUUAAUGGGUUUGAGAGUGGUUUAUUAUUAUGUAUCAAGAUACAAUGUAAAGCUUGUUUUGCACGCUGUCCAGGCAAAUCAAAUUAUUGAGGAAUAAUACAAACAUAGUGAAAUGGCUACAGCAAGUACAGAGCAGGUAAGCAAAGUUCAAAGUAAAUUUAUUAUCAAAGUACAUAAUAUGUCACCAUAUACUGCCUUAAAAUUCAUGUUCUUGUGGGUAUUUGCAGUAGAUAGAAGGAAACAAUAGAAUCAAUGAAAAACUGCAUACAAGAAAAAACAAUGUGCAAAGGAUACUGUUAGAAGUGAGUAAAAUUGUAGAAUCUGUUCAGUGUCGGGGUGAGUGAAGUUAUUCCCUCUGGUUCAAGAGCCUUAUGGUCGAGGGGUAACAACUUGCUGAAAUUGAUGGUUCAGUAAUAGGAGCAAUAAGGUGCAAGAUCAAAAUGAGGUAGAUUGUGAGAUCAAGAGUCCAUCUUAUCGUACUAGGGAACCAUUUAAUAUAAUAGAUAGAAUUGCUUUCUCAGGGUCACAUAGUAGAGGGUAUAGCUAUAAGGUGAGAGGGUGAAAGUAUAAAGGAGAUGUACAGUGCAUGUUUUUGUACAUAGAGAGUGGUGGGUACCUGAACCAAUAUACCAGGAGUAGUGGUGGAAGCAGAUGCAACACUGGAGUUUAAGGGGCAUUUGGACAACGUGAAUUUGGAGGGAUAUGCAUCGUAAUGGCAGGUAAGGUUAUAUUCAUUUGACACCAUGACUAGCAUGGACACUGUUGGUCAAAGGUUCUGUUUCUGUGUUUUAUUGCUCAAUGUUUUAAUUAGAGAAAUUGGAAAUUUUUUGUAUUACCAGCUCCAUCCCAGUUUUGCCCACUCCCAGAGGUUGUAGUGAGAGUUCCAGGCCUCAGGCCGUCCACACAGCCUGAGGACCUGCUCACAUCUGCAUAUUGCUGAUCACUCACCAGCUCAUGAGAAGCAGUUUGGUCGGCCUUCUGUAUCAAGAUGAGCAGGUGAUGGGUUCAACUUAGCUCAAUUUGGUCCAGAGUUACUAGUGCUUUGAUUACACGCUUUUGCUUGCAAAGUACUUUCAAAUCCCAAAGAUACACAGAAGCUGUGAGAUGAAUACAAGACCUUGCACUUCCAAUCACUUUUAUUUCUUAAGUGCACCAUUAAUAUAGGGCUAUUAUCAUUUAUAUCUUUCCUGAGAACAUUUGUUUAGGACCAAGAACUUGCACAAGUCAACAUUGGGGAAUUAGUGGUGGAGUCAGUGGCUUUAAAUUACUGGGUGUUAACAUAUUGGAUAACUGAUCCUGGGCCUAGCACGUAGAUGCAAUCAUAAGGAAAGCAUACCAGUGUCUUUUUUAUAAGAGGAUUAGAAAGUCAUCAAACACUCUAACAAACUUUAAGAAAUAUACUGUUGAAAGUAACCUAGCUGGUUGCAUCAAGGUCUGACAUGGCAACACUGAGGCACGGGAUGGGCCAAUGAUCAGCUCGCUACUCCGCAAGGUUUACUUGUCUCUGCGCUAAAUUGAGGCUGUGACCUGCAACUAACCGGCUGCAAUGAUGACUGACUUCAUGGCUAUGGACUCACUUUCAUGAACUUCAUUCUAAAUGUUAUUUGCUUACUUAUAUUUGCACAGUUCCUUGUUUUCUGCACAUUGUAUAUUUGAUUUUUUUUUAAAUGGGCUCUAUUGUGUUUCUUUACUGGAAUCUUCCUAUUUAUAGUGUGAUUUUAAAAUCUUAUUGCAUUAAAAGAAGAACUGAAAUCA
Hypanus sabinus (Atlantic stingray) is the source of this 7568-nucleotide messenger RNA. It is a transcript of the gene cdk5rap1, whose product is annotated as CDK5 regulatory subunit associated protein 1. Gene Ontology annotation, cellular component: cytosol; mitochondrion. NCBI's taxonomy places the organism in Eukaryota, Metazoa, Chordata, Chondrichthyes, Myliobatiformes, Dasyatidae. The record is from RefSeq and is a predicted model, not a curated record. Gene Ontology annotation, molecular function: 4 iron, 4 sulfur cluster binding; tRNA-2-methylthio-N(6)-dimethylallyladenosine(37) synthase activity. Gene Ontology annotation, biological process: negative regulation of cyclin-dependent protein serine/threonine kinase activity; tRNA modification. The coding region runs from base 107 to 1909 and encodes 600 amino acids. The transcript is spliced from 13 exons.